GCUACACUCAACAGAAGUGAGGAAAAGUACAGUCAGACGCUUUUAAUUGAUGCUUUAAAAACCUUUCAUGCACGACCUCUUACCUUAAAAAAACAUCUUUGUUAAAACCCGGCAAACAGUACGUCAGUUCCUGUAUGUUUUAGUCCCUUGAAAUACAAAAACAAGUUAUCCUUCUGGAAUGGAUAUCUGUUGCUCAAUAGAAUAUUCAUGUUUUCAACAGGUUUAAGGUUCCUUUUAAAUAUAUUUAAUAUGAACAAGCUGAAAACGUUGCCUAAUUAAUUUCUUAUUCUGGGAGGAAAAUAAUGCACCUGGCCCUUUAAGAAUAUGAACGACGGUUCCUCGGUCUCCGAGUAGGUUGUUCUCCUCUUAUGAUCUCGCGAUAGCUUCACAUCAGUGGCGGCUGUGUGGCCCCCUGUCUCAGUCCGGACGGAGUUGUUUCUGACGUUUGAAUGAAAAACAGUGCAAAUUACCUCCACUUUGGACCCAGGAAAUAAUGGCUUCAGCCUUGGAGCAGUUUGUGAACAAUGUGCGGCAGCUCUCCGCUCAAGGCCAGAUGACUCAGCUGUGUGAGUUGAUCAACAAGAGCGGGGAGCUGCUGGCCAAAAAUCUGUCCCACCUGGACACAGUGCUGGGGGCCUUGGACAUCCAGGAGCACUCCCUCGGAGUGUUGGCCGUGCUAUUUGUGAAGUUCUCCAUGCCAAACAUCCCAGAUUUUGAGACGCUCUUCUCCCAAGUCCAGCUCUUCAUCAGCACCUGCAAUGGGGAGCACAUCAGAUAUGCAACAGACACUUUUGCUGGUCUCUGCCACCAGUUGACAAACGCCCUCGUGGAGAGGAAACAGCCAUUGAGGGGUGUCGUCAUCUUAAAACAGGCAAUAGACAAAAUGCAGAUGAACACAAACCAACUUACCUCAGUUCAUGCAGACCUGUGUCAGCUGUGCUUGUUAGCAAAGUGCUUCAAGCCCGCCCUGCCCUUCUUGGAGAUGGACAUGAUGGACAUCUGCAAAGAGAACGGAGCCUACGACGCAAAGCACUUUUUAUGUUACUACUACUAUGGCGGCAUGAUCUACACGGGCCUGAAAAACUUUGAAAGAGCACUGUAUUUUUAUGAACAGGCAAUAACCACUCCAGCCAUGGCAGUGAGCCACAUCAUGUUGGAAGCCUAUAAAAAAUACAUUCUAGUGUCACUCAUUCUCCACGGCAAAGUGCAGCAGCUGCCCAAAUACACCUCACAGAUAGUAGGGAGGUUCAUCAAGCCCCUGAGCAACGCAUAUCACGAGUUAGCUCAGGUUUACACCACCAACAACCCAGCGGAGCUGCGCAACCUGGUCAGCAAACACAGCGAGACCUUCACACGAGACAACAACACAGGCCUGGUCAAGCAGUGCCUCUCCUCCCUCUACAAGAAGAACAUCCAGAGGCUAACGAAGACUUUCCUGACGUUGUCUUUGCAAGACAUGGCGAGUAGAGUGCAGCUUUCGGGUCCACAAGAAGCAGAGAAAUACGUCUUACACAUGAUUGAAGAUGGUGAGAUCUACGCUAGUAUUAACCAAAAGGAUGGUAUGGUCUGCUUCCACGAUAACCCUGAAAAAUACAACAACCCAGCAAUGCUCCACAAAAUUGACCAAGAGAUGUUGAAAUGUAUAGAGCUGGAUGAGAAACUAAAGUCUAUGGAUCAAGAAAUUACAGUAAACCCACAAUUUGUGCAGAAGAGUAUGGGAUCGCAGGAAGACGAUGUUGGGAAGCCGGAUGCUGUGACUACCAUGAGUCCCGCAGGCUGCCCCCAUGUCAACGGCUUCAAAGUGGACAACUGGAAGCAGAACCUGAGGCUCAUUUAUCAGUGUUUCGUGUGGAGUGGUUCCGCUGAGACCAGAAAACGCAAGGCCAAGUCAUGUAUCUGUCACAUGUGUGGCGCCCACCUCAACCGGCUCCACUCCUGCCUCUACUGCGUCUUCUUCGCCUGCUUUGCCAAAAAGCAUAUCCACGAGCAUGCCAAGAGCAAGAGGCACAACCUGGCAAUCGACCUGCUGUACGGCGGAAUUUACUGCUUUAUGUGCCAAGACUACAUUUAUGACAAAGAGAUGGAGCAGAUUGCCAAAGAGGAGCAAAGGAAGGCCUGGAAGCUGCAAGGCAUAGGGGAAAAAUACUCGACGUGGGAGCCCACAAAGAGGGAGCUGGAGCUGCUUCGCCACAAUCCCAAAAGGAGGAGAAUCACCUCCAACUGCACAAUCGGCCUGCGUGGGCUGAUAAACCUGGGCAACACGUGCUUUAUGAACUGCAUCGUCCAGGCGCUGACGCACACCCCGCUGCUACGCGACUUCUUCCUGUCUGACCGGCACAAAUGUGAAAUGCAGAGCAACUCCUGCCUGGUGUGCGAGAUGUCGCAGCUGUUCCAGGAGUUCUACUCAGGCCACCGCUCGCCCCACAUCCCCUUCCGCCUCCUCCACCUAGUGUGGACCCACGCCCGCCACCUGGCCGGCUACGAGCAGCAGGACGCCCACGAGUUCCUCAUCGCCGCGCUGGACGUCCUGCACAGACACUGCAAGGACGACAACGGGAAGAAAGCCAACAACCCAAACCACUGUAACUGCAUCAUCGACCAAAUCUUCACAGGGGGCCUGCAGUCUGACGUCACCUGCCAAGUCUGCCACGGUGUGUCAACAACCAUAGACCCUUUCUGGGACAUCAGCCUGGACCUACCGGGCUCCUCCACACCCUUCUGGCCCCUCAGCCCCGGAGGGGAAUUAUCGGCGCUCAACGGGGAGAGUCACACCUCCGGAGCCACGACACUCACAGACUGCCUGCGAAGGUUCACCAGACCAGAGCACCUCGGCAGCAGCGCCAAGAUCAAAUGCAGCGGUUGCCAUAGUUACCAGGAGUCCACCAAGCAGCUGACCAUGAAGAAACUGCCCAUCGUGGCCUGCUUUCACCUUAAAAGGUUUGAGCACUCGGCCAAACUACGGCGGAAGAUCACAACGUACGUCUCCUUUCCGCUGGAGCUGGACAUGACCCCCUUCAUGGCCUCGAGUAAAGAAAGCCGGAUGAACGGGCAGUACCAGCAGACCGUGGACCCAUUCAACAACGACAAUAAGUACAGUUUGUUUGCGGUGGUUAACCACCAGGGGACGCUAGAGAGCGGCCACUACACCACCUUUAUCCGGCAGCACAAGGACCAGUGGUUCAAGUGCGACGACGCCAUCAUCACCAAGGCCAGCAUCAAAGACGUGCUGGACAGCGAAGGGUACCUCCUGUUCUACCACAAACAGUUCCUGGAGUACGAGUAGUCCGAGGGUGGAGCUCGUGGAGGAUGCAAGAAAUGGCCGCACCAAGGGGGAAAAAGGUGAAGAGUGAGAGCCUGCUCACUCUGCAGCUCUCACUCGUACAUGGAAAUCCCCUCACACUGCUAAAAAAACAGAUCCAGGAAAAAGCAAAACACACGAACCCACUCCAAAAACUCCUCACGCAGAGGGGAGAUUCGCAUACACGCCGAUAUCUCACUGGAAUUCAGGGCAUGAAGAAAGAAGAAGCUGUGAUAUUCUGCACUCGCUUUCACAAAAUGGAGGAAUAGAGUCCCACGCUGCCGUUUUUUUAUGAUUUUUUUCAUUCCUUUCAUCGGGCAAAGACAUACGAGCCGGGGAGGUUUUAUUUGAUCCCAAAUGCUGGCGUUCGCCCACGUCUGGCUCCAUGCUCGUCCAGCUCAGCACGUUAACAUCCACAAAUGCAAAUAAGUGGAGCCGCAGCCCCCCCCCCUCACCCCACCGUGUCUGCAAAGACUCAAACUGACAACCCUCUGGACCCGAGCACAUGUUUCUGCACCAAAACAAAAAAUUCCCAGAAUGAAAGUUUUCCUGCGUACUUUUGACUUUUCUUUCUGUUGAGCAUGAAACUGUGCUGGGGAAAAAAACGACUGCCAGACCAACAGUAUUCUGGAGAAUGAUUCUAUUAAUUAGUCAUUAGUUGGUAGUCGUCACACACAGCAGAUACUUCCAGAAAAGUUUCUCCAGUUGAGGCUGUGUUGUUCCCCACCUCUCUCUCUCUCUCUCAGCUUCCAAAAGUCGAAGACAGGAAAUAGAUUCACAGUGAAUAUUAUAUUUUUAUACAUCUUGCUAUUAAAAGGUCUGUUUACGUUUUUCUUUUUUUUUUCUUUUCUUUUCUCCUCCUUAAACUCUCACGUUU
Molecule: messenger RNA, 4175 nt
Organism: Menidia menidia (Atlantic silverside)
Lineage: Eukaryota; Metazoa; Chordata; Actinopteri; Atheriniformes; Atherinopsidae
Source: the annotation of a GenBank genome assembly